Molecule: messenger RNA, 2181 nt
Organism: Chelonus insularis
Lineage: Eukaryota; Metazoa; Arthropoda; Insecta; Hymenoptera; Braconidae
Product: charged multivesicular body protein 7
Exons: 3
Coding region: 123-1451 (442 amino acids)
Biological process (GO): vesicle budding from membrane; late endosome to vacuole transport via multivesicular body sorting pathway
Cellular component (GO): multivesicular body; ESCRT III complex
Source: RefSeq, a predicted model, not a curated record
UUUGUGUCAGUUUCGUUUAUAUAGUAUAGUACAAUAUCAUUGUAUAUCAAACUUAUCUGAAAAUAACUUAUUUCUAUUAAUUUAUUAAUAUUUUAUAAUAAAAAAUAAAAUAUUUAUCAACAAUGAACAAAACUGUGAUAUAUCCAUUACCUCAAGAUAUUUUACCACAGUCUUGGUUCCAAGAUGAGCGUAUGAAUGCUAUGUUUGCAGAAUUUCGGAGUCAUUCAGUCAAUUCACAAGACUGGAAUGCUAAAUAUCAAUUUUGGAAAGAAUUAAUUUUCAAAUGGUUGAGUUAUAACAAAAAAUGUCAAUUUUCAAUAAGUGAAUUAACAUUUGCUUUCAAACGAAAUGGCAUUAUUCCUCGGUGCUUAACAACAGUGAUUGAACAAUUGAUUAAAUCUAAUCAAAUUAUCACACAAGAUGAAUUUUAUCAUCAAUUAUACAAUUCAAAUGCAUCUUGGACAUCUUGGACUGUCAAUAUUUUUAUUAAAAAACCUUUCUUUUGGUCAUUAUCUAAAGUUAAAAAUAUUCUAAAUGUCAAUAAUCAUUCUAUUCACAAUAAUCCUGAUACUAUUAAAUAUAUACAUUAUGAAAUUAUUCAUGAAUUAGCUAAUGAUAUUUUAGAUUUUACAAAAGAGAAUGAUCCUAUAAUUUUAUCAUAUUAUCAAAUUUUACAAAGAUGUACAAAGGAAAAAAAUAUAGAUGAAAGUAACGCAAAAUUAGCAUUAACAUGGAUUAAUCGUAUGAAAAAUAAUAAUUUUAUUAUAAUCUUCGAUCAAAUAUCAUCGGAAUCUUUAUUAAAAAUAUCUUCCACAAAAGGAAUUGAAAAUUUAUCUAAAUAUGAAGAAGGACUAUUUCAAUUAACUCAAUGUGAAAAAAGUAUUUUGAAAACUAUUCAAAAUCUUGAAAUGGAAAAAAAUUCCGUUAUGACGGAAAUUCAAAAUUUAAUAAAAAAUAAUAAUGGUUUAAGCAUCGUUAACAUGACUGUUAAAACAUUAUUGAGAAAAAAAAAGCAAAUCGAAAGAAGAAUUGAAAAACAAACAGCAAUUUUUGAUAAUAUACAAGUUUUGAUCUCCAACAUUCAUGAUGCUAAAUCCAAUUCUGAAAUAUUUGAAACUUAUAAAAAGUCAACUGAAUUAUUAAAAAAUUUUAAAUUAUCUUCUCUGCAAGUUCAAAAUACUAUGGAUGACUUAUACGAGGUCGUUGAUGAAUUAAAUGAGACACAGCUUACCUUAUCUGAAUCAUGCCAACUAGAUGAAAGUAUCAAUUCAGAAUUGGAAGAGGAAUUCAAAAACUUAUUUAUAGAUACAUCUAAUAAACUUGUACAUACCGAAACUACUCCUCAAGUAGAAUCAUCGGAUAACAAUGAUCUCCAUUUCCCUCCAGUUCCAGAUACUUUAAUACCAUCACUUGUCAAGGAAAAAGAUAAAUCAUUAGCCCAAACAGAGUAAAUCCAAUCAAUUUAUUACUAACGUGUAUUAUAUUGACGACAAGAAGGUAUAUCUCUGUGAGUUUCAAGUUUAAAAAUAACAUCUUGAAUCCAUGAAAUAUGGCUGGAAAUUUUAGUAUACAGUGAAUAAAGAUCAUUAUCACAUGUACGGAGUCCUCCUCCUGAAACUUUAGAACCAAUUCCAACACUGACUAUGCCCCGAAGAUACCACAAUCCUCGAUCACUAAAUGCCAAACCACCCCCACUAUCACCAUCACAAACUGAUGAUCCUAAAACAACAGUUAUAAUCAUAUUAAAUGCUGUAUUGUAAAUAUUGUUUUUUAGUUAAAUAAUUAAUAUAAUAAUAACCAUUAACAUAGCCGGCACAAAACUUGUCGAUUGUUAUAAAUUUUUCUGCUUCUGAUGAUACACUUGCUGAUUUACAUUGAUUCAAGGGUACCACUGGGACACUUAAUGAUUGCAAAACUCCACUAGAUUGUCCAAAAUUUGUUCUUCCAAACCCCGCAACAAUGCCAAUUUUUCCAACAUCUAUUGCUGUUUGAUCAUUUGUAGUUGUGUCUAAACAAAUUGGUAUUAAAAAUGAUGUAAAUGUGAAAGGUUUAUCAACAUGUAAGAUUGCUAUAUCACGUGCAUAGUUUCCUUCAAGACCCAAAUAAUUACAAUUUAUGUAAAUUUUUUUUACCUGAAAUACAUAUAACGGUUUUUUAAUAAUAAUAAAAUACACCAAUAAA